GCCCCUUCUCCGGCGAUAACCGGCUCCGUCUCGCGUGGUUCUCCGCGCGGCCGCCGGCGACAGGAAUACUCAUCAUUUCAAGACGAGAGAAAACAACGCAUCCAUUUUGUCUUCAUAUAACUUUUCGUCCUCCUCCCCAACCUCUCCAUCUCGAUUUUCGUCAUCUAGUCUCGAAAGUCAUCCAUCUCGAUUCUCGGAUUGGCAUUGAAGUACCAGCUGGUCCUUCCUCGUUCUUCUCUCCAGAAAGAUGGAUCCCAUUAGAGCUCCAUUCAGAGGUGUUAUUAAAGACGUCAAAGGAAGAGUAUCGUGUUACAAGCAAGAUUGGAUUGGUGGGUUCAAUUCAGGCUGCAGGAUAUUGGCCCCUACUUUGUAUGUCUUUUUUGCUUCUGCUCUUCCUGUCAUAGCCUUUGGAGAGCAGUUAAUGAAGGACACAGAUGGAACGCUUGGCACGGUGGAAACCUUAACUUCUACUGCUGUUUGUGGUAUCAUCCACUCAAUACUCGGUGGCCAGCCCAUGUUGAUUCUAGGAGUUGCAGAGCCCACCGUCAUAAUGUAUUCUUAUUUGUACGAUUUUGCCAAAGGCCGUCCAGAUCUUGGACCGCAUCUGUUUUUAGCCUGGAGCGGAUGGGUCUGUAUCUGGACAGCGUGCAUCUUGGUUCUUCUUUCUAUUUUUAAUGCCGGUGCUGUUAUUGUUAGAUUUACUAGGAUUGCAGAUGAACUUUUUGGGAUGCUAAUCUCGGUUCUCUUCAUCCAACAAGCCAUCAAGGGAGUAGUGAGUGAGUUUAGCACAUCGGAAGGCGAAGACCCGAGGGUACCAGUGCAGCAGUUUGAAUGGCGAUACACGAAUGGAUUGCUGGGGAUCAUAUUCUCAAUCGGCUUGCUGUAUACUGCUUUAAAGAGCAGAAGGGCAAGGACAUGGCGAUGCGGCACAGGCUGGUUUAGAAGCUUCAUGGCGGAGUAUGGGGUUACCUUUAUGGUUCUGGUGUGGACAGCACUGUCCUAUGCGGUCCCGAACGAUGUUCCUUCUGGGGUUCCUAGGAGGCUUUUUAGUCCACUUCCAUGGGAACCCAAAUCGCUGCAGCACUGGACCGUUGCGAAGGAUUUGCUGUCGGUUCCGCUGGUCUACAUAUUUGCCGCCAUAGUACCUGCCGUGAUGGUUGCGGGCCUUUAUUUUUUCGACCACAGUGUGGCUUCACAGAUGGCUCAGCAAAAAGAAUUCAACCUCCAAAAUCCUUCAGCUUACCAUUAUGACAUCUUGGUUCUCGGAUUCAUGGUUUUAAUUUGUGGGUUGCUUGGAAUCCCUCCUUCAAAUGGGGUUCUGCCGCAGUCACCCAUGCAUACCAAGAGCCUAGCCGUACUCAAGAGACAGUUGAUACACAAGAAGAUGGUCAAGACUGCAAGGGAAGGCAUAAAACAGCAUGCUAGCAGAUCAGAGAUAUAUGGCAAGAUGCAAGACGUGUUUAUAGAAAUGGGCAAAGGUCAUAAACAUGCCGUGUCGAUAGAUAGGGAGUUGAAGGACUUGAAGGACGCGGUUAUGCAGAAUGAAGCUGGUGAAGGAGAACAUGAAGGUAAAUUUGACCCUGAGAAACCCGUAGAUGCUCAUUUGCCUGUUCGGGUCAACGAGCAGAGAGUAACCAACUUGUGCCAGUCCAUCCUGGUGGGCGCUUGUCUUGGAGCUAUGCCUGUCAUCCAGAAGAUACCCACGUCCAUUCUCUGGGGAUAUUUUGCUUACAUGGCCGUCGAUAGCCUCCCUGGGAGUCAGUUCUGGGAGAGGAUAAAGCUUCUGUUUGUCACUCCUGGUCGGCGUUUCAAGGUUCUGGAAGGCGAACAUGCUCCAUUUGUCGAGUCCGUCCCCUUCAGAGCAAUAAAUUGCUUCACGAUGUUCCAAUUAGCAUAUUUCCUGCUCUGCUUUGGCCUGACAUGGAUACCUGUAGCCGGAAUUCUGUUUCCGCUGCCAUUCUUCUUGCUAAUUAGCAUCAGACAGCACGUCCUCCCAAAGUUCUUUCACCCGCAUCACUUGUGGGAACUGGACGCAGCCGAAUAUGAGGUAGUAGCUGGAGCCCCUCGUCGCCAUCCCAGCUUCUCAAUCCACCGCCCAAGCAUCGCACUUCGGGCCCUCGAGGGGGAAUAUUCUCCGUCAGAAGGUGCGGACAGCGAUCAUGAGUUAUGUGAUGCCGAAAUUUUGGAUGAACUCACGACCAGCAGAGGAGAGCUUAAAAUUAGGACCAAAAGUUUCACCGAUGAGAAGUUCCUUCAGGUUUAUCCGGAGGAGGGGAGCCCUCAAGAUCUGUAGAAAGAGAAUGUGCUUACUUUUAAGCAAAAUCUGAAGGAAUUCUGGGGCAGCUGUGAGCAGAUCAUUGUCAUUGUUUAUAAUAAUUUCAGAUGGAAAGCGGUCUGGUUCUUCACUGCACCAGAAAAUUAGUUGGUUCAUCGAAGGAUGCAGUGCAUCUGUAAAGAGAGAAAGAGGGUGGAAAGAAAAUAGCAACUAUAAUGUGUGCAUGAUUUCUUUUUUCUCAUUCUUUUCUCCCCUUUCAUUCCACUUCCUUCCUUCCUUUCUUUCUUUUUUGGUUUUGUUACAUCAGUCGAUAAAUGGGGAAAGAGGAAAAUGUAGAAGAAUGCCGAGAGUCUAAACUAUUUAUCUAAAGAACUGCUUAGAUAUUACGAGGAUCAUGAAUAUGGAAGAAUUGAUCGAUUAAGACGAUACAGCAGUACAGUUGUAUAUUGCCUCAGAAAAGAUGGUUGGACGCUUUAAAAAUUUUAUUAUACUAUUAUUAGUGCAUGA
Messenger RNA from Phoenix dactylifera (date palm), 2782 nucleotides. RefSeq names its product boron transporter 4. Gene Ontology annotation, molecular function: solute:inorganic anion antiporter activity. The record is from RefSeq and is a predicted model, not a curated record. Gene Ontology annotation, cellular component: plasma membrane. Gene Ontology annotation, biological process: monoatomic anion transport; monoatomic ion homeostasis; transmembrane transport. NCBI's taxonomy places the organism in Eukaryota, Viridiplantae, Streptophyta, Magnoliopsida, Arecales, Arecaceae.